This is a messenger RNA of Vitis riparia (riverbank grape), 912 nucleotides long. RefSeq names its product glycine-rich protein A3. NCBI's taxonomy places the organism in Eukaryota, Viridiplantae, Streptophyta, Magnoliopsida, Vitales, Vitaceae. Bases 114 to 713 code for a protein of 199 amino acids. The record is from RefSeq and is a predicted model, not a curated record. The transcript has 3 exons.
AUAAAUCGAACCUCAAGACUCUCUCCUCUUUUCAUUCCUCUUCUUUCGAUUUUUGUUGUGAAACAAACAAACAAACAAACAUCGCUCGAACCACCUGGUAAAAAAAAAAAAAAAUGGGUGGUGGAAAGGAUACUCAUCAUGAUGAGUCUGACAAAGGACUCUUUUCGCACCUGGCCCAUGCUGCUGCUGGACAUUCUUCUGGUCAGUACCCUCCACAGGGCUAUCCACCACAAGGAUACCCUCAACAUGGUGGCGGCUACCCUCCACAUGGUGGUGGUGGCUACCCUCCACAUGGUGGUGGCGGCUACCCUCCACAUGGUGGUGGCGGCUAUCCUCCACAAGGCGGCUAUCCUCCACAAGGCGGCUAUCCUCCGCAAGGCUAUCCACAGGCUGGAUAUCCUCCUGGUUCAUACCCACCAGCUGCUUAUCCUGGUCCAUCAGCUCCUCAUUCAGGACAUGGAGGCAUGGGGGCAAUGCUAGCUGGGGGUGCUGCUGCUGCUGCUGCUGCUUAUGGUGCCCACAACCUAGGCCAUGGCAGUCACAAUGUGGGCCAUGGCGUCUACGGAGGAGGCCAUGGUCUCUACGGAGGAGGCCAUGGUCACGGAAAGUUUAAGCACCAUGGUGGCAAGUUCAAGCAUGGGAAGCAUGGAAAGUUUGGGAAGCAUGGGCAGCAUGGAAUGUUUGGUGGUGGGAAGUUCAAGAAAUGGAAGUAAUUUGUGUGUAGUUUGACUUAAGAGUUGCUGAUUCUGGUUUCUAUGAAUAAGCCUAUACAUCUGUGAUGACCCAUAUUGGCCCUGCUUUUAUUAGAACAUUGAAUCAACUGGGCCUCUUGAGGAGGUUAGUUUGUAUUAUGUUUCAGUUUUCAAUCCCAUGAGUCAGUCAGCUUUUUAAUUGCUUAUAUAUUCUCAGUUA